This is a messenger RNA of Mangifera indica (mango), 442 nucleotides long. RefSeq lists its product as uncharacterized. The transcript has 2 exons. The record is from RefSeq and is a predicted model, not a curated record. Bases 137 to 442 code for a protein of 101 amino acids. NCBI's taxonomy places the organism in Eukaryota, Viridiplantae, Streptophyta, Magnoliopsida, Sapindales, Anacardiaceae.
GUUAAUGGUAAGGUAUGUGAAUUACGCAUUUUGGCAUUGCAAUAGUUUAAGAAAUUUAAAGUAUCUAUACUGCAUUUCGGUAAUUUAUGCUGCCUGUAUUUCUUCCUUGCUAGGAAAUUGGUGUGGUUCAUAGACGAUGGCACCUUUGGAGGAGGGUGUAUGUUUGGACCAAGGGAACAAGCAGUUUGCAGUGGUUGAAAAUCCGGCCUUCUGGAAUUGGACAUUUACUUUGAAGGAUAUAAAUGGGGAAGUACCGGGUGAGAUAGAUCACGAUUGGAGAGGCUUUGGUUUUGAGGUUUGCUCUUUUCCUUUUAGGAUGUUACAUAUUCAAAUGUUGCAUGAACCGCCCUUGGCAUCAAGUGGCGGCGUUAGCGAUACCAUCAUUAUUAUACAAAUUGCAUCUCACACGCAAAGCAGAGCAAAUCCUCAAUCGAACUUCUGA